Molecule: messenger RNA, 2441 nt
Organism: Dendronephthya gigantea
Lineage: Eukaryota; Metazoa; Cnidaria; Anthozoa; Malacalcyonacea; Nephtheidae
Product: beta-chimaerin-like
Exons: 15
Coding region: 112-1467 (451 amino acids)
Biological process (GO): signal transduction; regulation of GTPase activity
Molecular function (GO): GTPase activator activity
Source: RefSeq, a predicted model, not a curated record
UCAAAAAUCGCAAGGACUAUUUUUUCGCAGCUGCUGCAUCUUUUCUUAUAGUUAAAGUCUAAAAGAGACGAUAUUCCCAAUAAUUUAGAGCAUUAUUUGCGACAAUACAGUAUGAAUGAGGACGAAGAGAACGAGCCCGACGGCUCGCUUUAUCACGAAGUUCAGCCGCCAGUAUGGAAAAGCUAUCUUUAUCAGUUGCAGCUGCGUGCACCUAAACCAACUCGAGUCCGAUGCGAAAGACAGAUUAACAACAAACCUAAUCAUUAUGGAAAAGAAUUCCAUGGCUUAAUAUCACGAGAAGAGGCAGACCGCCUUGUAUCAGCUCAGAGUGGAAGUUAUUUAGUGCGAGAAAGUCAAAAAAGCCCUGGCUCAUAUGCCUUAUCCAUGAGAAUUCAAAAUCAAACCAUGAAUUUCCGAUUGUAUUAUGAUGGAAUGCAUUACGUCGCCGAGAAAAGAUUCGAAACGCUCAAUGAUUUGGUGGAGGAUGGAUUGAUUUCAAUGUAUAUUGAAAUGAAUGCCAAGGAUUAUAUAGAAACUAUGAUGUUACAGCCGCCAACCCCGCCAAAAAGAUCCGAAUCAACGCGAAGAAGAAUAUCAUCGUCAGAUGCAAACGAACAAAAGCAAACGGGUGAUGAAAGAAGGCCCAGUGUGGAUCACAGGCAGAGCAUCAAAUCUGCUGCUGGAUACACCAAAGAACACAACUUUAAGGUUCACACUUAUAAAGGUUUCUAUUGGUGUGAUUAUUGUAAAAACUUCUUAUGGGGCUUGAAGCAACAAGGACACAAAUGUCAAGAUUGUGGAUUGAAUGCACACAAACAAUGUAUCACGCGUUUAAUAAAAGAUAAUUGUCAACCGCACAAGAAAUUAGUAAAACGAGUGUUCGGAGUUGAUCUGACCACUCUUGUGAAAGCACACAAUACAAAACUUCCCACUAUAUUGGAGGACUGCGUAAGAGAAGUUGAAAAGAGAGGGAUGACAUGUGAAGGCAUUUACCGAGUAUCAGGGUUUGCGGAUGACAUUGAAUAUCUAAAGACUUUAUAUGACAAAGGAGAUGUCGUUGACGUCGGUCCUUCAAAAUUCGGAGAUAUUAACAUUAUAGCUGGUGCUUUGAAACUUUACCUUCGUAUGCUGCCAUUGCCUGUGAUAACGUUUGAAACGUAUAACAAGUUUAUCGAAGCAAUACAGUUGGAGAAGAACGCGUGUAUCGAAGCAAUUGGUAGAUCGUUAGCGGAAUUACCUCAUGCACAUUAUGCAACUCUAAAAUAUAUCAUCUCCCACCUCAACAUUGUUACAACGCAUUAUAAAGAUAACAUGAUGACUUCAGAGAACUUGUCUAUCGUUUUUGGUCCAACGCUCAUGAGGACACCCGAAGAUAAGAGCCUGUUGGAGUGUCAAAGUUUAAUCAAAUUUCAAAAACUUGUUGUCCAAUGUCUGAUUGAUAACUAUUAUACACUGUUUGGUGCAUAAAAAUGCAGUUUAGAGUGGAUUUAGAAAUUUUGAAUCUUCGUCGUUCCUAAACAAUGAGCUGUUAAGUAAUAAUACAACACGUAUUUUACAAACUAGGAUAUUUAACUUUCAUUGUAUAACCCAAUAUACAUGCAGGCCAUCCUGUAGAACUCUAUAGACCCAUAGUUUACCUGUACCGGGAGCAAAUAUUGCAAAAUUCAUGGUAAUUAUAUGAGAACUAAAAUAGAUGCACUUGACCACACUAACCACCUGCUUGCAGUAGCCUUGUAUCUGUUCUAUAGUUAACUGAUUAUAUGUAAUCGGCUGCGGCCGGAUUUUCGUAUAUGAAGUCAGUGUUCCAUUAAUAUAAUAGAAAUCUGCCUUUAGUACGGAGCUAACCCGACUUGCAGAAGAAUGGUUUCUAUACUUCUUCAUUAAGGGCAUUUAUAUAUGAGCCAGGCAAAAACUCAAAAGUCCUUCCUAGGCAACAAUAAAAUGUCUCAAUCAACAGUAAAUUUACACCUCACUUUAUUCCAUUUUUCAAUUCGUUUAACAGGACCAGCCUGGCUCAUAUAAAUGUUCAUGCUCCAUGAGUUCUUAUACCAGAUUAUAUAUAUAUAUAUAAUGGAUAUUCUGUAACGAAAUACUGACGAUAUAUUUGGCCUAGGUCGGGUUUCAAACUGAUAAUAUAUGUCAAAUCCAUUGGGUAUUAAUAUUUUUAGAUUGUGUGUCACCCAAUAUUAAAGCUGAUAAUUUCUGAAACCUUUAUACAUAUAAGCAAAAAAAAGGAGUUUUGCUUUGGUAUACUUUUAGGAUAGAGAGAAGUUGAGCGUUUUACGGGAUCGACUUCAAUUUUACAAAAUUUUAUAUGUUUGUAUACUAUGAACACCAAUACUAUACCGAAUCUACUAGUUAAAAUAGUAUAAAUUGUAUGUAAAGUGGUGAGCUUGUUAUGGAUGAUACAAAAAUGUUAUUGAUCAUACGUGACUUUGUUA